CAAGUCGCUUCAAGACUCGCGCAAGACUCUAAAUGCUGCAUAAAGAUCACCUGAUGUCGUGUUUUCCCGACUUGGUUUGUUCAGUCGUUCCUUUAAUUUUCCCCGCAAUGGAAACAGCUCAUCCAGCAUCACCGGGAGCUGCUCUUUGAUCUGGAGCUGGCGUGUGCGCAUGCGCAGCUCAUUGCCUUGGCAGCACUGGCUUCAGUAAGUUGGAUGUGCGCUGUGUCUUCAUCACAUCCGAAAGCCCAUCAAAACUGUUGCGAUGGAGAGUAUCGGAAAAACCCAUCAUAUCUUCUUACUGUGUCCGUUAAUCGUGGCCGUGGCGUGCGCUCAAAGGUACGGUAUCAGAGACCCCAGCAAUAUGCCAGUGGUCAAAGACACCGUGGACAGACUCAUGAAGGGAUACGACAUUCGGCUGAGGCCAGAUUUCGGAGGAGCUCCGGUGGCGGUGGGGAUGAAUAUAGACAUAGCCAGCAUAGACAUGGUAUCCGAAGUAAACAUGGACUACACCCUGACCAUGUAUUUCCAGCAAGCCUGGCGAGACAAGCGCUUGUCGUACUCUGAGAUUCCUCUCAACCUGACUCUGGAUAACCGCGUGGCCGACCAGCUGUGGGUGCCCGACACCUACUUCCUGAACGAUAAGAAAUCAUUCGUUCACGGAGUCACAGUCAAGAACCGAAUGAUACGGCUGCACCCCGACGGCACGGUUCUGUACGGAUUAAGGAUCACCACCACGGCUGCCUGCAUGAUGGACCUGAGGCGAUACCCGCUGGAUGAGCAGAACUGCACGCUGGAGAUCGAGAGCUAUGGCUACACCACAGACGAUAUCGAGUUUUACUGGCGAGGGGGAGAUGGAGCCGUUUCUGGGGUGGAGAGGAUUGAACUUCCUCAGUUCUCCAUCGUGGACUAUAAACUCAUCUCCAAGAACGUGGUCUUCUCUACAGGUUCGUAUCCACGUCUGUCUCUCAGUUUCAAGCUGAAGAGGAACAUCGGCUACUUCAUCCUGCAGACCUACAUGCCCUCCAUCCUGAUCACCAUCUUGUCCUGGGUGUCCUUUUGGAUCAACUAUGAUGCUUCUGCUGCCCGUGUGGCUUUAGGUAUCACCACCGUGCUGACCAUGACCACCAUUAACACGCACUUGCGAGAGACCCUUCCCAAGAUCCCCUACGUGAAAGCCAUAGACAUGUACCUGAUGGGCUGCUUUGUCUUUGUGUUCCUGGCCCUGCUGGAAUACGCCUUCGUCAAUUACAUCUUCUUCGGCAGAGGACCGCAGCGGCAGAAGAAGGCGGCGGAAAAAGCCGCCACCGCCAACAACGAGAAGCUCAGGCCAGACCCCAACAAGUGGUUGGUGGGAAGUGUAGUUCAGAGAGAUGAUGCUCUCUAUGCCAGAAUGAAACAGAGGGAAAUUGACGGGUAUGACUCGAUGUGGGAUCCGAUCUUUGCGGAGGAUGCAGCAUUAGGACUAGGCGAUCAAAGGCUUAAGAUGACACCAGACGACAUCCGGCUGACCACGGUGGAGAUGAAGAACGAAAUGGGACCGUCUGAUCUGUCCAGGGGGCUGGGUGACCCGCGCAGCACCAUGCUAGCUUACGACAGCUCAACCCUCCAGUACCGCCGGGCGGCCAUGGCCCGCCAGAACUAUGGGCACAGCGCCCUGGAGCGCCACGCCACCCAGAAGAAAAGCCGGCUCAGGAGACGGGCUUCUCAGCUCAAGGUGAACAUACCUGACCUGUCUGACGUCAACUCCAUCGACAAGUGGUCGAGAAUGAUCUUCCCCACCGUGUUUUCCUUCUUCAACAUAGUUUACUGGCUUUACUACGUCCAUUAAACCGGUCGGAGGAGAGGAACGGACCAAACGAAAACAACAACACCACCACCGACAAAGAGAGUUAAAAAAGAGAAUUAAACAGUACACUGUUUUUGCUGAUUUAUUUCAAAUGUGGAGGAAAGACGGGAUGAUUAAAAAAAAAAAUUCAGGACUCUUUUGCGUUUUGUUCUGAGAACAUAAACCGCGAGGAACAUCAGAGGAACUGGAUAAGGACAUGAAGUACAGCCGCUUGUUCCAGCCAUUUAGUAUAUCACUUAUAUUUGUCAUAUGUAGAUUACUCUGUGGAUCAAAUAUUUAUGCUUGUAUUUGCAUAUAUUUUAAGCAUUCGCUUUUUUGGUUAGUAUAUGUUCACUUCGUAGCCAACUGCAUCCCAGAAAGCUUUACAAAUGAUUUUAAAAGGAGUCGGUCUUGAAAGUCUAUUUUCCUAUAGUUACGCUGUAUAUCAGCUAUAUCUUUUAAAAGCAUGCUUGGGUUUGUUUGUUUGUUUCGUUUAUCUCUUACGGAGAGCUGCAGCACAAUGCAUUUUCAUUUGAGAAUUUACCAGUACUUCUGUUCUUUAAAAUGCGUUUGCAGGACACAAUGCAAAGACACUGUCAGCAAGCCAUACAGGGUAUUUUCCAAAACACGUCCUUUUAAUAGUGUUGUUUUUUCGUUUCUUUUUCGACGUCGGGCCAAUAAGGAAACUCUUCCUAUUUAGGAUUUAUCUGAUGCAGGGAAUUAAAAAUGGAAAUAUCAGAAGACUGAGCCAUGACAAAGGACUCACAGAAGGAACCACAUGGACCAUUAUGACCCUGGUGUCCGAUCCGGCUGCGUGAGAAGUACCCAGGCCGUCCUCAUCUCUGCACUGUAUGAACUUUAUGUGGUGAGCAGCUGGGAGGAAACACGUCUCUCGAGUGUUUUUGACACACUAUAUCUGGAUGAGGUGGCUUCACCUCAACGGCGAAAGACACAAUAUAUCUGUAAUCCAUUAACACUACUGAUAGAUAUAAGUUGAAAACUAGUAGCUGAUAUUACAUCAUGGUAAAAAAAGAAACUUUUCUGAUUCAGUAGUUAUAAUAUCAGAUGUUAAUGUUAUGGUUCAUUAUUUAAACGUAUUUUUUGGUGUAUUAGAUUUCUUAAUGUUGAAGACUUUGGUUGAAAAAAAAUCUUGCUUCUGAAAAAUUGGGCAAACGAUCGGAAUCCUUUUAAAAGGCCUCAACGUGCACCAGUUAAACUUGUAAGCAAGAAAGAAAUCAUUAUUACGAUGAAAUUUACUGUCACUUCGGUUCACUAACAAUAUGUGAAGGAUCUGGAUCAUACAAUCAAGGCGUCUGUCAGGCAAUUUUGUAUAAAAUCCUGUAAAUUAUAAUGAUAUUUCAUAAUGACUUAUGUAAAUAUAUAUAUUGUGUAAUGACUGUCAACAAUAAUGAAAAUGUAUCUAAAUUAAAUUAUUAAAGCUUAAUGAAGCUGAUACCUCUUAUAAGGUUAUCUUA
This is a messenger RNA of Triplophysa rosa, 3300 nucleotides long. RefSeq names its product gamma-aminobutyric acid type A receptor subunit beta2a (gene gabrb2a). Gene Ontology annotation, cellular component: neuron projection; synapse; GABA-A receptor complex. The transcript is spliced from 10 exons. Gene Ontology annotation, biological process: chemical synaptic transmission; nervous system process; regulation of membrane potential. The record is from RefSeq and is a predicted model, not a curated record. NCBI's taxonomy places the organism in Eukaryota, Metazoa, Chordata, Actinopteri, Cypriniformes, Nemacheilidae. Bases 263 to 1828 code for a protein of 521 amino acids. Gene Ontology annotation, molecular function: extracellular ligand-gated monoatomic ion channel activity; neurotransmitter receptor activity; GABA-A receptor activity.